Messenger RNA from Brugia malayi, 1359 nucleotides. It is a transcript of the gene Bma-tbb-6, whose product is annotated as Tubulin beta-1 chain, putative. NCBI's taxonomy places the organism in Eukaryota, Metazoa, Nematoda, Chromadorea, Rhabditida, Onchocercidae. Gene Ontology annotation, molecular function: structural constituent of cytoskeleton; GTP binding; GTPase activity. Gene Ontology annotation, biological process: mitotic cell cycle; microtubule cytoskeleton organization. Bases 1 to 1359 code for a protein of 452 amino acids. The record is from RefSeq and is a predicted model, not a curated record. The transcript has 9 exons. Gene Ontology annotation, cellular component: microtubule; cytoplasm.
AUGCGAGAAAUUCUUCAAAUUCAGGCUGGCCAAUGUGGUAAUCAAAUUGGCACAAAGUUUUGGGAGGUGAUUUCGGAUGAACAUGGUAUAAAACCAGAUGGCACAUAUCAUGGUGAAUCGGAUUUGCAACGCGAGCGUAUUAAUGUUUACUACAAUGAAGCAAGCAAUGGUCGUUACGUCCCUCGCACUGUUCUGGUUGAUCUAGAACCCGGUACAAUGGAUUCAGUUCGCAACAGUCCAUACGGGAAGCUCUUUCGUCCCGAUAAUUUUGUUUUUGGUCAAAGUGGUGCUGGUAACAACUGGGCCAAAGGACAUUAUACAGAAGGAGCAGAACUAGUUGACAGCGUUCUGGAUGUCGUCAGAAAAGAAGUUGAAGGAUGCGACUGCUUGCAGGGUUUUCAACUCACUCAUUCGUUGGGAGGCGGUACAGGCUCAGGCAUGGGUACGCUAAUGAUUUCAAAAAUUCGUGAAGAGUAUCCGGACCGUAUCAUGAGUACAUUUUCAGUCGUUCCAUCACCAAAGGUUUCGGAUGUCGUACUGGAACCAUACAAUGCUACUCUAUCAGUUCAUCAAUUAGUUGAAAAUACAGAUGAGACAUUCUGUAUCGACAAUGAGGCAUUGUAUGAUAUUUGCUUCCGAACUUUGAAGUUAUCAGAUCCCAACUAUAACAAUCUCAAUCAUUUGGUCUCAAUGACAAUGUCUGGAGUAACAACUUGUCUUCGUUUUCCUGGCCAACUUAAUGCUGACCUCCGUAAAUUGGCGGUAAAUAUGAUUCCGUUUCCACGUCUCCAUUUCUUCAUACCGGGAUUUGCACCACUUUUUGCACUCAAUUCAGCUGCCUAUCGCGCUCUGACCGUUGCUGAACUCACACAGCAGGUUUUCGAUGCAAAGAACAUGAUGGCAGCAUGCGAUCCACGACAUGGCCGUUAUCUUACGGUAGCGGUUAUGUUCCGUGGCUCGAUGUCGAUGAGCGAAGUGGACAGUCAGAUGUUCAAUGUACAGGAUAAGAAUUCAUCGUAUUUCGUGGAGUGGAUUCCAAACAAUGUUAAAACAGCUGUUUGUGAUAUUCCACCACGCGGCUUAAAAAUGAGUGCAACUUUUAUUGGUAAUUCGACAGCUAUCAUGGAGCUUUUUAAACGUGUCUCGGAACAGUUUACUGCAAUGUUCCGUCGUAAGGCUUUUCUUCAUUGGUACACUGGCGAAGGGAUGGAUGAGAUGGAAUUUACUGAGGCAGAAAGCAAUUUGAAUGAUCUCGUGUCGGAAUAUCAGCAAUACCAGGAUGCUACCAUUGAGGAUGAUGAUGAAUACAAUGAGAGUGGCAGUGAUAUAUAUAAUAAUCAGGUUGAACCGGAAUAUUAA